Messenger RNA from Ictalurus punctatus (channel catfish), 5467 nucleotides. RefSeq names its product NACHT, LRR and PYD domains-containing protein 12. NCBI's taxonomy places the organism in Eukaryota, Metazoa, Chordata, Actinopteri, Siluriformes, Ictaluridae. The coding region runs from base 156 to 3095 and encodes 979 amino acids. The transcript has 14 exons. Gene Ontology annotation, molecular function: protein binding. The record is from RefSeq and is a predicted model, not a curated record.
AGAAUAAAGGGUUAGGAAGUGAAAGUGAAAGUCGGUCUCCAUUUUGUGUGGAGGGGAAAAUACACCAUUUCAGGAGUAAAAACACAGGUUUGAUUUAACACACCGAUGUUGGAGUGAAGUAAACGUGUGUCCUGCUGUAAUCUGGAGAAGGAGACAUGACCUCCAACAUGAGUGUGUCUGGAGAACAGGACUUAAAGAGAGACGAGAGAAUGAUGGAGGGAAAGAGAUCAGACUCACCAGAACCCAGCUGUGUGUCCAUGAAGAGUGACGCGUCAAUGGGACAGCCAUUUACCUUCAGAGACGGAGCCAGUUCUGCUGAUGUGAGACCACAACAGAAGAAAUCAAACAUCAGCAGAAAUCAGUUGGACUCCAUAUUCAAGGAGCUGGAACACAAGGUCAUCACUCUGAUAAAGAAUGAGCUGAAGAGGUUUAGGAAGCUCCUGGGUACAGAUUACCCAGCAUGCACUGAGAGGGAGGUGCAGGAUGAGGAGGAUCUGCACAGUGUCAGAGACGGAGCGCUGAAGAUCACACUGCACGUCCUGAAGAACAUGAACCACACAGAUCUCGCUAACACGCUGCACAACAAGUCUGUGGCCUCUGUGUAUCAGACAAAGCUGAAAUCCAGCCUGAGAGAGAAGUUUAAAAGAAUUAAUGAAGGAAUCUCACAGCAUGGAAGCUCAGCACUUCUGAAUGAGAUCUAUACAGAGCUCUACAUCACAGAGGGUUGGAGUGGAGAUGUCAAUAAUGAACAUGAGGUGAGACAGAUUGAGACAGCGUCCAGGAGACCAGCAACACAGGAGACACCCAUCAAAUGUAAUGAUCUCUUUAAAGUCAAGUCCAUCAGAAGUGUGCUGACUAAAGGAGUUGCUGGAAUUGGAAAAACAGUCUCUGUGCAGAAGUUCAUUCUGGACUGGGCUGAAGGAAAAGCAAAUCAGGACGUCACCUUCAUGUUUCCACUUCCCUUUAGAGAGCUGAAUCUGAUGAAGAAGGAACAUCUCAGUCUGAUGGAUCUUCUUCAUCAUUUUUUCCCUGAAAUAAGAAAACUACAAUUAAUAGACUCCUACAAAGUGGUGUUGAUCUUUGAUGGUCUGGAUGAGUGUCGACUUCCUCUAAAUUUCCAGAAGAAUGAGAGAUUGUGUGAUGUGACAGAGUCAGCCUCAGUGGAUGUGCUGCUGACGAACCUCAUCAAGGGGAAUCUGCUUCCCUCUGCUCUCCUCUGGAUAACCUCUCGACCAGGAGCAGCCAGUCAGAUCCCUCCUGACUGUGUAGACCAGGUAACAGAGGUACGAGGGUUCAGUGAUCCUCAGAAAGAGGAGUACUUCAGGAAGAGGAUCAGUGAUCAGAGCCUAGCCAAUAAAAUCAUCAGACACAUGCAGUCUUCAAGAAGCCUCUACAUCAUGUGCCACAUCCCAGUCUUCUGCUGGAUCUCAGCCACUGUUCUAGAGAGAAUGUUGGGUGAAGCAGAGAGUGGAGAGAUCCCCAAGACUCUGACUCAAAUGUUCACACACUUCCUGAUCUUUCAGAUCAAACACAAGGACCAAAAGUACCAUCAGAAAUGUGACCCUGAUCCUCAGCAGACCAGAGAGAGUAUCCUGGCACUGGGAAAACUGGCUUUCCAACAGCUGGAGAAAGGAAACCUGAUCUUCUAUGAGGAAGACCUGAGAGAGUGUGGCAUUGAUGUGAGAGAAGUGUCGGUGUACUCAGGAGUGUGUACCCAAAUCUUCAGAGAGGAGUUUGGGCUUCACCUGGGGAAGGUGUUCAGCUUUGUACAUCUGAGUGUUCAGGAGUUUCUGGCUGCUUUAUAUGCAUUUUUCUGCUUUAUUUUUAGAAAGACAAAUGUGUUAGUGGAACAAAGCACUAGACUUUUCAAUUUCUUCAGAAAGUCAGACAUGUCUGAUCUCCUCAGGAGCGCAGUGGACAAGGCCCUACAGAGUGAGAACGGACACCUGGACCUGUUCCUCCGCUUCCUUCUGGGUCUCUCACUGGAGUCCAAUCAGACUCUCUUACGAGGCUUAAUGCCACAGACAGGAAGCAGCUCUCACAGCAAACAGGAAACAGUCGAGUACAUCAAGGAGAAGAUCAGGGAGAAUCCAUCUCCAGAGAAAUCCAUCAAUCUGUUCCACUGUCUGAAUGAACUGAAUGAUCAUUCCCUAGUGCAGGAAGUACAGACUUACCUGAACAGAAGAGAUUACAGUCGUCUCAGUGGAACCAGACUCUCUCCUGCUCAGUGGUCAGCUCUGGUGUUUGUGUUACUGAACUCAGACCAGGAGCUGGAUGUGUUUAAUUUGAGUAAAUAUGACCGAUCAGAGGAAUGUCUUCUGAAGCUGCUGCCAGUGGUCAAAGACUCCAGAAGAGCUGAUCUGUGUGGGUGUGAUCUGACAGAGGAAAGCUGUAGAGUUCUGUCCUCAGUUCUCAGAUCAAACUCCUCCAGACUGAGAGAACUGAACCUGAGUGUCAAUAACCUGCAGGAUUCAGGAGUGAAGCUGCUCUCUGCUGGACUGGAGAAUCCACACUGUACACUGGAGAUACUGAGGCUUUGGGAGUGUGAUCUGACAGAGGAAAGCUGUAGAGUUCUGUCCUCAGUUCUCAGAUCAAACUCCUCCAGACUGAGAGAACUGAACCUGAGUUACAAUAACCUGCAGGAUUCAGGAGUGAAGCUGCUCUCUGCUGGACUGGAGAAUCCACACUGUACACUGGAGAAACUGAGUCUUCGUGUGUGUGAUCUGACAGAGGAAAGCUGUAGAGUUCUGUCCUCAGUUCUCAGAUCAAACUCCUCCAGACUGAGAGAACUGGACCUGAGUCACAAUAACCUGCAGGAUUCAGGAGUGAAGCUGCUCUCUGCUGGACUGGAGAAUCCACACUGUACCCUGGAGACACUGAGGAUGUGUGACUGCGGUAUUACAGAUGAAGGUUGUGCUGCCCUGGCUUCUGCUCUGAGGUCAAACUCCUCAUCACACCUGAGAGAACUGAAUCUGAACUGUAAUAAUCCAGGAGAAUCAGGAGUGAAGCUGCUCUCUGAUCUACUGAAGGAUCCACACUGUAACCUGGAGACACUACACAUUAAGGAUAAUACACUCACCAGGACUGGCGUAUGACAGGAGUCUCACCUCAAACCUCUUCUCCAGCAUAAAGCAGUCUUGGUGAAGAGUUAGAACCCGUCCCACAUUUCCAGCAGUUUGGGAGCUGAAUCAUUAAACUUAAAGGCGCAGAGCAGAAACAAAGUCAAGAACAGGCAGAAGGUCGUACACAGGAGAAAUCAACACACGUAACCAAAUAUCUGCUGUACAAAGCAACGGCACCGAUCUGCCCCGGGGAUGGAGACUGACGAGGCUUAAGUACACGUCAGGAAAUGUACAGCCAACUAAUCCCAAAGCACGAGGCGGGAGCAGGCGUGUACGAGAUGUGAUUGUCCAAUGGCAAGCUGGAACAUGACGCAUUACAGUGGACUGGGCUUAAAAGAGGAGGAGACAAGACACCCAUCCCUCCCCCGACAUAGACACACGAAUGGAACAUAGUACAAACAGAAAUACAACUGAGGACGUAACAAUGGUCUAGUAUCAAAUAAAAUGUAAACUUGCAUUGAUGAAGGUAAUGUUGUUAGUAAUUGUUUAUAAAUUACCAUGGUAACACAGAGCUCCAAGGUAUAAAAAUAUGGAGUUUGUCAUCAAUCAAACAGUAACCAGUUUUAAUACCUAAAAAAGUUUAUGUAGCAAAAUUUAGCAAAGCGCUUUACAGUAAAUUAAAAUGUAAAAUUAAUCUAAUGAAAUGUUGUGCAGCACAUGCUUAUGUUAAUGUUUGUUACAUUAUAUGAUCAUAUAAAUAAAUAAAUACUCCCAAAGUCACCAGAAUUGAAUGCUUUGGUGCUGUUAAACAUUUAGACAUUGAGUUUGUGGUGACUUAGUAGUUCACUCAGUAUAUCUGAGUAAGACACAGUGAACGACUCACUGCUGGCAUUCAUGAAGAAGUCAUAAAUACCACUGGAAUAAUAAAUAGGAUCUAAUAAAACCAUGAGUGGAAAUUAUUGGUGCAAGUUUGUUAGGAUAGACUUCCUCCAACCUGGAACUAUAUCCUCCAGUCCACGCGGUGGCGGUAACGCGCCUAACAGCUGCGUCUCCGACCAGUAGAAAUCACAGAAGAAGAAAAAGCUGCAGCGGGUAUCUCCUGAGCAGUUGAGUUAUUACACCGAACUAAUCAUUUCCAAAUUAAAUUAUUUCUGACAGUUUUACAGUUAGAUUUGAUCCAGUUUAAAAGUAAAAGCUGGUUAUUUUGUCUGUCUUUGAGGAAUUAAAACUCCGUUCUGUUUUUAAACCCGAGAUUCUUACUGAGGUGCUGUUUUCCACAUGCAGUGCUUGGCUGUGUUGGAGGCCACCAAGAAAGACUUCCUGGCUGUCAUGUGGAAGCUAAGUGGGCUGGGGUCAAGAGGAUUUCUGGCCAUGGUGCUUGUGCUGCAGUGAUCUUGUUCUCCAUCACACUCCAACACAGGUAGCCACCUUCACCCUCUCCCAAGAGGUGAUGUGGUUUGACUUGUGCUACACAGAGGUGAGUCCAGUUAUGCUGCAAGAAGUGUAAGUAUGAUGGGGUUGACGAGUGGGAGGAGAGGUUCUUCCUGUGCAAGGUGCUGCUCUCUCUUCUUUCAGCAUAGCUCCUGGUCUCAGAACAGGUUUAGUUCAUCGUUGCUGGUGUUGUGUAGAGGAUGUUAUAUUGUGAAAGUCACAACUAUCCCCGCUCAAGGUCUUGUGAAAUAUUUGACCUUAUUUGUGACUAUAUUCACCAUGAUACUUUCAGCGGUUACUACAUUAGUGUCCUUAAUUUUUUACUGUUUAAAGAUUGUUUAAAAGUUUAUUACAGGCUCAAUGAAUGUUCUUCUCCUUCACUAGAAGAUAAAGGCCCGGUUUCACAGACAGGGUUUACAUUAAGCCAGGAUUAGAUCUUCAAUAAAUUAGGACAUUUCAGUAGCUUUUAUAAACGUGUCUUUAGAAAAAAAUAUUUCUGGUGCACAUCCUGAGAUAAAACAAUGGCACUGACGUGUUUUAAGAUCCGUCCGUGCAAGUAGCUUUCAGUUAAAACAGCUCAAACAUACAUUUUAGUCGGGGACUAGGCUUAAGCCUUGUCUGUGAAACCAGGGGGAAAAAGAAGGGUGUGCUUUAUUAUGCUCUCUGCAGAAUAUGACAGAAGAAAUGUGACUCACACCUGUAACUAUAAAAAGCAGGUAGAACUGCAGUUAGCAUGAAACCUCAAAUGUGUAGCUGGGCUGGAAAUUUAUUUUUGUAUGCAUGUAUAAUAUUUUUUCUCUUACAGAUGGACCAGCAAACAGAUUUAAAGGCUGUUGUGAAUGAUGGGUUACAGAAAUGUCUUCCUGUGUUUAUUAUUAUUUGAAGUUAUAUAUUCUGAUUUGUAAGCAAGAUUAUGAAGUCUCCUUUUGCUAAUCAUUUUAGAGCAUUAUUAAAAAGUCCAUGUACACAAUGUU